AUGGUAAAAACCAACGCUGUUCAUCCGGUUAGCCCCACCAUGCUCGGCAUCACUAUGUCCCAGUAUGUAGUGAGGUUAAAACUGAGAAUCCAGUCUUCAGGGGUGAUGCUCAACUUCUGGCUGGUGGCCGUCCUCUGUGCUACCGUCACAUUCAGAUCCAAGAUCAUACAAGCCAUCAACGAGCCGUUGACGGUGUGUGUGUUCAGAUACACAACCUUCUACAUCUACUACACACUGCUGCUCAUCUCUCUGCUCCUGGCAGCCCUCUCAGACCAGCCUCCUCUCUUCUCAGAGGCAUCCAAAGACGCUAAUCCCUGUCCUGAGAUCGGAGCAUCCUUUCUGUCCAGAAUCAGCUUCUGGUGGAUCACUGGUCUGAUAGUAACAGGUUAUAAGCGUCCGUUAGAACAGAAGGAUCUGUGGUGUCUGAACUCAGAGGACCGCUCCCAGAGGGUCGUCCCUCAGCUCGUACGACGCUGGAACAACGAGUGCCUGAAGGUCAAAAGACCGGAGGAGAAGACUCUGUACUCCCCUAAGAAGGCUCCUCGGGGAGAGAGGAAGGAGGGUGUCCCCGUAGAGGAGUCAGAGAUCCUGAUUAUGAAGACACCCCAGAAGACGAGAGAACCCUCUCUGUUCUGGGCCCUCUGUCUCACCUUCGGACCCUACUUCCUCAUCUCUUCACUCUACAAGAUCAUCCAGGACAUUCUCAUGUUCGUGGGGCCGAAUAUACUCAGGUUGCUGAUCCAGUUUGUGAACGACUCUAGCGCCCCCUCGUGGCAGGGCUACUUCUACACCGCGCUGCUGUUCGUCUGCACCUGCUUCCAGACCCUCAUCCUGCAGAAGUACUUCCAUGUGUGCUUCGUCACGGGAAUGAGGCUACGCACUGCUAUAGUAGGAGCUGUCUACAGGAAGGCUCUGGUGAUCAGUAACGCGGCACGGCGUACGUCUACAGUGGGAGAGAUCGUCAACCUGAUGUCGGUCGACGCCCAGCGCUUCAUGGACCUCAUCACCUACAUCAACAUGAUCUGGUCUGCUCCUCUACAGGUCAUACUGGCCCUGUACUUCCUGUGGCAGAACUUGGGUCCGUCGGUGCUGGCUGGCGUGGCUGUAAUGGUUCUGAUGGUGCCAAUCAACGGUGUGAUCGCAAUGAAGACCAAAACAUACCAGGUAGCUCAGAUGAAGAGUAAAGACAACCGCAUCAAGCUGAUGAACGAAGUUCUCAACGGCGUCAAGGUGUUGAAGCUGUAUGCGUGGGAGCUGGCCUUCAAAGACAAGGUGUCAGCCAUCAGAGAGAGCGAGCUCCGUGUCCUCAAGAAGGCUGCUUACCUGGGGGCCAUAUCCACCUUCACCUGGGUCUGUGCUCCCUUUCUGGUGGCGCUGUCUACAUUCACCGUGUAUGUGAUGAUAGAUGAGAGGAACGUGCUGGAUGCUCAGAAGGCAUUUGUGUCUCUGGCUCUGUUCAACAUCCUGCGUUUCCCCCUCAACAUGCUGCCCAUGGUCAUCAGCAGCAUGGUCCAGGCCAGUGUUUCUAUGAAACGUCUGUGUGUGUUUCUGUCUCAUGAGGAGCUGCAGGAGGACAGUGUGGAGCGCAUGGCUGUAGCAGGCUGCUCAGACAGUAUCUCCAUUGACGACGGGGUGUUCAGCUGGUGUAGAAACGAUGCCCCCACUCUGAAGAGGUUGAGUGUACGUAUCCCAGAUGGGUCUCUGGUAGCUGUGGUGGGACACGUUGGCUCAGGGAAAUCCUCUCUGCUCUCUGCUCUGCUGGGGGAGAUGGAGAAACUAGAGGGAUCUGUCUCUGUCAAGGGCUCUGUGGCCUAUGUGCCUCAGCAGGCGUGGAUCCAGAAUGCCACCCUGAAAGACAACAUAGUGUUUGGUCAGGAGAGGAAGGAGAGCUGGUACCACAGAGUGGUGGAGGCCUGCGCCCUGCUGCCAGACCUGGAGAUCCUGCCUGCUGGAGACGGCACUGAGAUCGGGGAGAAGGGUGUGAACCUGUCAGGUGGUCAGAAGCAGAGGGUCAGUCUGGCCAGGGCGGUCUACUGCGACUGUGCUGUCUAUCUAUUGGACGAUCCUCUGUCGGCGGUCGACGCCCACGUGGGCAAACACAUCUUCGAGAAGGUUGUCGGGCCCCAGGGAGUCCUCAAGGACAGGACUCGUGUCCUGGUGACCCACGGUCUGAGCUUCCUGCCCCAGGCAGAUCUGAUCCUGGUGAUGGUGGAGGGAGAGAUCACUGAGAGGGGCUCCUACCUGGAGCUGAUGGCACGGGACGGGGCCUUCGCUGAGUUCCUCAGGACCUACGCCAACAAAGAGCAGGAAGAUGACGAAUCAGAAGAGGGGAGGGAGGAGGAGGAUACUGAAGACUCUGCACCAAAGAGAGGACUGGAGAAUGGACUUCCUGCUGCUGUGAUUGGUCAGAACCAUACCAGUACAUCAGAAGGAGAAGUCCUGGGGAAGAAGGCCAAGAACGCUGAGGUGGGGAGAAUCACAGAGGCUGACAAGGCCAACACCGGGCGGGUGAAGUUGUCAGUAUUCUGGGAGUAUAUGAAGGCUAUAGGGGUGGUGUUGUCCUGCGUCAGUAUCUUCCUGUUCUUCAGUCACCACUUCGCCUCUCUCUUCUCUAACUACUGGCUCAGUCUGUGGACUGACGACCCGGUCGUCAACGGAACCCAGCCCAGCAGAGAGAUGAGACUGGCGGUGUACGGAGCUCUGGGGGCCUCACAGGGCAUAGCUGUGUUCUGCUACUCCAUCUCUGUCUCUAUCGGUGGUAUAUUAGCAUCACGCUACCUCCACCAGUCCAUGCUGUACAACGUACUGCGUUCCCCCAUGUCCUUCUUCGAGCGCACCCCCAGCGGUAACCUGGUGAACCGUUUCUCCAAGGAGACAGACACCAUUGACUCUAUCAUCCCAAGUAUCAUUAAGAUGUUCAUGGGCUCCAUGUUCAACGUAGUAGGAUCCUGUGUGGUCAUACUGAUCGCUACUCCACUAGUGGCUAUUAUCAUACCUCCUCUGGGGAUACUCUACUUCUUUGUCCAGCGUUUCUACGUGGCGUCGUCUCGUCAGUUGAAGCGUCUGGAGUCCGUCAGUCGCUCCCCGGUCUACACACACUUCAACGAGACGUUGCUAGGCGCCAGCGUCAUCCGAGCCUUUGGGGAGCAGGAGCGCUUCAUCAGGGAGAGUGACGGUCGAGUUGACCACAACCAGAAAGCAUACUACCCCAGCAUCGUAGCCAACCGGUGGCUGGCGGUGCGUCUGGAGUUUGUAGGGAACGGUAUCGUAAUGUUUGCUGCUCUGUUUGCUGUGAUGGCUAGAGAGAGCCUCAGCCCUGGGAUCAUGGGCCUGUCCAUCUCAUACGCACUACAGCUGACGGCCUCUCUGACCUGGCUAGUGAGGAUGUCUUCAGAUCUGGAAACCAACAUUGUGGCCGUGGAGAGAGUCAAGGAGUACGAAGACACAGAGAAAGAGGCGGACUGGAGACAUGACCAAUCGUCUCUGCCUCCAGGCUGGCCCACAGCAGGCAACAUAGACAUCAGAGGGUUUGGUCUGCGAUAUAGAGAGGACCAGGAACUGGCAGUACGCAACAUCACCGUAGCCAUCCACGGAGGAGAGAAGGUGGGUAUAGUAGGUCGUACAGGAGCAGGGAAGUCCUCUCUGACUCUAGGAUUGUUCCGCAUCAUCGAGGCGUGUGAGGGAGAGAUUCAUAUCGAUGGAGUUAACAUCGCCACGCUGGGUCUCCAUGAACUACGCUCCAGGAUCACCAUCAUACCACAGGACCCAGUGUUGUUCUCUGGGUCUCUGAGGAUGAAUCUGGACCCCUUCGAUGGCUACUCUGAUGAGGAGGUGUGGAGAGCCCUGGAGCUCUCCCAUCUCAAGAGCUUUGUGUCGGGCCUGCCGGACAAACUCAACCACGAGUGUUCAGAGGGAGGAGAGAACCUCAGUCUGGGUCAGCGCCAGCUGGUGUGUCUGGCCCGAGCCCUCCUGAGGAAGACAAAGAUCUUAGUUCUGGAUGAGGCCACAGCUGCUGUGGACCUGGAGACCGACAACCUGAUCCAGUCCACCAUCAGAACCCAGUUUGAUGACUGCACUGUCCUGACCAUCGCACACAGACUCAAUACUAUCAUGGACUACACCAGAGUGCUGGUCCUGGAUAAAGGGGAGAUGGCAGAGUUUGACUCUCCCGCCACUCUCAUCACCAAGAGAGGAAUCUUCUACAAGAUGGCUAAAGACUCUGGACUGGUCUGAGUGGGCGAACGGGAGAGGACAGGUUGCUUAAAGACAACAUCCCUCCUUACAGAGAACUCCUCCUCCAACCCCCUCUUCCUCUCCUCAGACCGUGCAGGGAAGAAGUAGCAGAGAGAGAGAGAGGAGAUUUCUAAGGAUUUCAAUGUUUCUGAUAAGUGUGUAUAAAUUAUGGGAGCACUCUACCUCCACUCCUUCCUCCAUCCUCUUCUCCCUCCAUCCCUCCCUCCUCUUCUCCCUCCACCCCUCCCUCCUCUUCUCCCUCCACCCCUCCCUCCUCUUCUCCAUCCAUCCAUCCAUCCCUCCCUCUACUUCUCCCUCCAUCCCUCCCUCCCUCCUCUUCUCCCUCCAUCCCUCCCUCCUCUUCUACCUCCACUUCUCCCUCUCUUCUCCCUCCAUCCAUCCAUCCAUCCAUCUCUCCCUCCCUCUACUACAGAAUAUGUCAAGGAUUCACUCCACUGAACCUGAUGCUGCUGCUUCUCCAGGACAAAUCCCUCCUGUUACUCCUCCCUCCCUCCCUUAACUAAAGACUUCUCCAGGACAAAUCCCUUCUGUUACUCCUCCCUCCCUCCCUCCCUUAACUAAAGACUUAUCCAGGACAAAUCCCUCCUGUUACUCCUCCCUCCCUCCCUUAACUAAAUACUUCUCCAGGACAAAUCCCUCCUGUUACUCCUCCCUCCAUCCAUCCCUUAACUAAAGACUUCUCCAGGACAAAUCCCUUCUGUUACUCCUCCCUCUCUCCCUUAACUAAAGACUUCUCCAGGACAAAUCCCUUCUGUUACUCCUCCCUCCCUUAACUAAAGACUUCUCCAGGACAAAUCCCUUCUGUUACUCCUCCCUCUCUCCCUUAACUAAAGACUUCUCCAGGACAAAUCCCUCCUGUUACUCCUCCCUCCCUUAACUAAAGACUUCUCCAGGACAAAUCCCUCCUGUUACUCCUCCCUCCCUUAACUAAAGACUUCUCCAGGACAAAUCCCUUCCAACAUCUCUUACUGUUUCUCCCUGUUUGUUCAACUCUCCUUUGAACGGGUGUCUGGAUGUUUUCAAGAUUCCCUUCAUCUUGCAGAAUUUGUCCGCUCGGACUUGCCGUUGUGGGAAGUCAGAAGGCCAUAUCAGAUCUACUCUCCUCCGUCAAUCAGACUCAGAAUACCAGCUAGGUUUAUUUUAUUUUUAAAUGGGCAUUGUGUGCUUUUGAAGAUGUUUUGUCUCUGCCCUAGUUCCUCCAUCAGAGGAAAGAAUCAGAAUAUUCUGAUUUUUUUCUAUCCAAUGUAACUGGAAUGUUCUGAAUUGUUCUCCCCAACGGAUCCGGAAUGCUCUGGUGUGUUCCUUCCAACAGAACCGGAAUGUUCUCAUCUGUUCUUUCCAAGGGAACCAGAAUGUUCUGAUCUGUUCUCUCCAACGGAACCGGAAUGUUCUGAUCUUUUCUCUCCAAUAGAACCGGGUGGACUAGGUUGAAUAUUUAUUUGACAGACAGUGCAAUGUUAUUCCCCACAGGGAGUGAGUGAAUGGAUAUCUGUCCAAUCACAGACGUUGAAACCUGUCCCAUCAGUCAGAUCCCGCCCCCCUCUAUGUUGAGUACUGUUAAAGAGAGUGAGGUCACCCACCCUUGACCUCUGCCUGGGUGGCCUUUGACCCUUGACCUCCCAGACGCUACUUUCCAUAGUGCCACACCUCAAACGGCAUCCUACACAACACUUGACCCAAGCCCUGCGUUGCAGUCUGUUGUCUGUAACCUAUAACUAGUCUAGGGAGAGACCUGUUGUCUGUAACCUAUAACUAGUCUAGGGAGAGACCUGUUGUCUGUAACCUAUAACUAGUCUAGGGAGAGACCUGUUGUCUGUAACCUAUAACUAGUCUAGGG
This is a messenger RNA of Oncorhynchus nerka (sockeye salmon), 6091 nucleotides long. It is a transcript of the gene abcc1, whose product is annotated as ATP binding cassette subfamily C member 1 (ABCC1 blood group). The record is from RefSeq and is a predicted model, not a curated record. Gene Ontology annotation, cellular component: basolateral plasma membrane. Gene Ontology annotation, molecular function: ABC-type xenobiotic transporter activity; glutathione transmembrane transporter activity; ATP hydrolysis activity. Lineage: Eukaryota; Metazoa; Chordata; Actinopteri; Salmoniformes; Salmonidae. Gene Ontology annotation, biological process: xenobiotic transport; glutathione transmembrane transport.